Molecule: messenger RNA, 1527 nt
Organism: Uranotaenia lowii
Lineage: Eukaryota; Metazoa; Arthropoda; Insecta; Diptera; Culicidae
Gene: Hsdl2
Product: hydroxysteroid dehydrogenase-like protein 2
Exons: 4
Coding region: 193-1440 (415 amino acids)
Cellular component (GO): mitochondrion
Source: RefSeq, a predicted model, not a curated record
AUUUUUAUGUUUUGAUCGAGUAGGUACUACUGAAAAGAACGGCAGCCGUGAUAGAGUUAAGUCGCUAAAGUUGAGCAAGGUUCAUUGCACUGCCUCCGGUUCGUUCUACUCAUAGCGUAUCGAGACAUUUUGUUAAUGUUAUUCUGAGUUUAACCAAAUUAUAUUAAUUUGUUAGUUAAACCUGCAUUAAAGAUGAUUAAUACUGGUAAAUUAGCCGGUCGGACUAUCUUCAUCACCGGUGCCUCCAGAGGAAUCGGUAAAGCUAUCGCCCUCAAGGCGGCCCAGGAUGGUGCCAACAUAGUGGUGGCGGCCAAGACGGCCGAGCCUCAUCCGAAGCUGCCGGGAACCAUCUACACGGCAGCAGCCGAGAUCGAAGCGGCCGGCGGAAAGGCCCUCCCGUGCGUGGUAGAUGUCCGGGACGAGGGAGCUGUUCGGGCGGCCAUCAAGAGUGCGGUCGACAAGUUCGGCGGAAUCGACAUCCUGGUCAAUAACGCUAGCGCCAUUUCGCUCACGCCUACGGAGCAAACGGACAUGAAGCGCUACGAUCUGAUGCAUCACAUCAACACCCGCGGGACGUUUUUGGUUUCCAAGGAGUGCAUUCAGUACCUGAAGAAGAGCAACCAUGCACAUAUCCUCAACAUUUCACCUCCGCUGAACUUGAAUCCUAUUUGGUUUGGUAACCACGUGGCUUAUACCAUGGCCAAGUACGGAAUGUCAAUGUGUGUCUUGGGAAUGUCAAAGGAGUUCAAAGGGGACAACAUCGCGGUCAAUGCACUGUGGCCUCGCACUGCCAUCUACACUGCGGCCAUGGAGAUGUUGACUGGAAAAGAAAGUGACCAGUUUUCUCGGAAACCGGAAAUUAUGAGCGAUGCAGCUUAUGCGAUUCUGAGCAAAGAACCAAAAAAUUGCACUGGAAACUUUUACAUCGACGAUGAAGUUCUGAAGGCGGAGGGAGUUGUUGAUCUGAAGCAAUACGCCUGCGUCCCGGAGAACGCCGACAAGCUUAUGCCGGACUUCUUCCUGGAUGUUCCACCAGAGAAGUUGGUGGAAUUCGCGUCGGAAGGAAGCCACGCAGCCUCACUGAAGAAGCCAGCUGCUGCCGCUGGUAAAAUCGAAGGUCUAUUUCAGAAGAUCGAAUCGCUUCUAAGCGAAGAGAUCGUGAAAAAGACCGGCGCAGUUUACGAGUUCAACGUCAAGGGUGAGGAAGCUGGCGUGUGGUUUGCGGAUUUGAAGUCCGGCAUCGGCAAGGUGGGCAAGGGAAAGCCACCGACCAGUGCCGACGCAACGCUCACUAUGGACUCCAAACACUUCUUCGAUAUGUUUAGCGGCAAGUUGAAGCCAGCCAGUGCAUUCAUGACCGGGAAGCUGAAGAUCUCGGGGGAUCUCCAGAAAGCAAUGAAGCUCGAAAAACUCAUGGGUGGACUGAAGUCCAAGCUGUAAACGGUUGUGGUAUUGUUUUUAUUUUAUUUCUGUUGAAGGUUAACAGUGUGCAUGAAAUUGAUCAAUAAAUAAUAUGUAUAAUGUAAA